Messenger RNA from Entelurus aequoreus (snake pipefish), 597 nucleotides. RefSeq names its product LSM3 homolog, U6 small nuclear RNA and mRNA degradation associated (gene lsm3). Gene Ontology annotation, cellular component: Lsm1-7-Pat1 complex; P-body; catalytic step 2 spliceosome. The transcript has 4 exons. Gene Ontology annotation, molecular function: RNA binding. Gene Ontology annotation, biological process: P-body assembly; mRNA splicing, via spliceosome. Bases 141 to 449 code for a protein of 102 amino acids. The record is from RefSeq and is a predicted model, not a curated record. NCBI's taxonomy places the organism in Eukaryota, Metazoa, Chordata, Actinopteri, Syngnathiformes, Syngnathidae.
UAUAUAUUUUUUUUUUUUAUCGGAUUUUUAUGAUACCUAAUGAAGCCUGUGGUGUUCCACGAUUGAUCAGCGAUAUUCGGGCUCUUUUUUGACCUGGCAACGUAAGAGACGUCACAGCAACGUACUUCUACUUAAAAAUAAUGGCGGACGACGUGGAGCAGCAACCGAACACCAACACAGUAGAGGAGCCACUCGAUCUGAUCAGACUCAGUCUAGACGAGAGGAUCUACGUCAAGAUGAGGAACGACCGUGAGCUACGUGGACGACUGCAUGCAUAUGAUCAGCACUUGAACAUGAUACUCGGUGACGUGGAAGAGACCGUGACCACGGUGGAGAUCGAUGAGGAGACUUAUGAAGAACUUUACAAGUCCACCAAAAGGAACAUCCCCAUGCUCUUCGUCAGAGGGGAUGGCGUUGUCCUUGUAGCUCCGCCCCUACGGGUGGGCUGACCACACCACCUUUCAGUGAAAAAGUUUUUUUUUUUUUUUAAUGUGGCAAUUUUGUGCUUUUUGAAAUCGUGGGUGAUGUAAUAUUUUCUUUACUACACACAUUUUUUUAAAUAUGUUUUUCUUUUCACCAAGCUGAAGAAAAGUUCCC